AUGGCCGUCCGCCGCGGGGCGUUCGCGCUGGUUGCCCUGUGCGCGGUGCUCGCGCUCGCCGUGGAGGGCGCCGUCGCGAAGAGGCCCCUCGUGCCGGCGAUGUUCGUGUUCGGGGACUCCCUGGUGGACGUCGGCAACAACAACCGCCUGGACAGGUGCAACGUCAGCUGCAAGGCCAACCACCGGCCCUACGGCGUCGACUACCCCUGCCACUCGCCCAGCGGCCGGUUCAGCAACGGCUACAACCUGGCCGACCAGCUAGCUCAACAGCUGGGCUUCGCCGCGAGCCCGCCGCCUUUCCUGUACCUGUCGAACGCGAGCGCCAUCCGGCGGAUAAGCACGGGCAUCAACUUCGCGUCAGGAGGCUCGGGGCUCCUCCCGACAACCGGGAACAAAGCGUGUGUCGAGGUGGUUCCCAUGUCCGAGCAGGUCGGGAACUUCACGAGCCUCGUUCGAAGGUGGUCUGCUGGAAGCGGAGGCCGGACGGCGCCUGAUGUCAUCUCCAAGUCCCUCGUCUUCAUCAGCGUCGGCAGCAACGACCUGUUCGAGUACGCCGAUCAUUAUAUUACAGAAGCUAACAUCAGUAGCCCAAGCCGUAACGACACCGCGUUCCUGCAAGAGCUAAUUGCCUCUUACACGAGCUACGUCAAGGACCUGCACGCCGCCGGGGCGAGGAAAUUCAGCGUGCUGAGCCCGUCCCUGGUCGGCUGCUGCCCGUUCCAGAGGAAGGUCGCCAAGGACUACGGGGACGUGGACCAGCUCGGCUGCCUCGGCACGGCGAACAACCUCUCCCGGCAGCUCCACCCCAUGGUCGCCUCCAUGCUGCAGGGCCUCAGCCAGGAGCUGCCCGGCAUGAGCUACUCCCUCGGCGACGCCAUCGGGAUGGCCGGAUGGGUCUUCACCAACACCAACUUCACGGCCGACCGCGCGUGCUGCGGCGCCGGGGAUUUCGGCGCGAGCCUGUGCAACAGCUCGGUCCCCCUGUGCCCGGACCGGAGCGGCUACUUCUUCUGGGACAGGUACCACCCCACCGAGGCGGCGUCGGCGAUCACCGCGAAGGCGCUCUUCGGCGGCGCCGCCGGGCCCGGGCGCUUCGUCAGCCCGGUCAACGUGCAGCAGCUGGUGGCGCCGCGGCCAUGAGGACCACACAUUUGGUUGUGGAAUGCGCCACUGUAAUACAACUACUAAUAAGUGGCGGUGUGGGUGUGACAAACAGAAG
Panicum hallii is the source of this 1219-nucleotide messenger RNA. Its product is annotated as GDSL esterase/lipase At4g16230-like. The record is from RefSeq and is a predicted model, not a curated record. The coding region runs from base 1 to 1140 and encodes 379 amino acids. The transcript is spliced from 5 exons. Lineage: Eukaryota; Viridiplantae; Streptophyta; Magnoliopsida; Poales; Poaceae. Gene Ontology annotation, molecular function: hydrolase activity, acting on ester bonds.